AAAACCUCAGCACCACGUGCUCUUUGCACUGUUUGCAAACCCGCCUGCGACUGACGCCCCAGAGCUCCGGAGACCACACGCGCUGGGAGCUAGCAUGUCGGCCGUGGUCCUGGAGAACGGAGGCUCGGUCAAGAAGCUCAGCGACUUUGGACAGGAAACAAGCUAUAUUGAAGACAACUCCAAUCAAAAUGGUGCCAUAUCACUGAUCUUCUCACUCAAAGAAGAAGUUGGUGCGCUGGCCAAAGUCUUACGUUUAUUUGAGGAGAAUGAUAUAAACCUGACCCACAUUGAAUCAAGACCUUCACGUUUAAAGAAAGAUGAGUAUGAAUUUUUCACCUAUCUGGAUAAACGCAGCAUGCCUGCUCUGGCAAACAUCAUCAGAAUCUUAAGGCAUGACAUUGGUGCCACUGUGCAUGAGCUUUCCCGGGAUAAGAAGAAAGACACAGUGCCCUGGUUCCCAAGAACCAUUCAAGAACUCGACAAAUUUGCCAAUCAGAUUCUCAGCUAUGGAGCGGAGCUGGAUGCAGACCACCCCGGCUUUAAAGAUCCUGUGUACCGAGCAAGACGGAAGCAAUUUGCUGACAUUGCCUACAACUAUCGACAUGGGCAGCCCAUCCCUCGAGUGGAAUACAUGGAGGAAGAAAAGAAAACAUGGGGGAUAGUGUUCAGGACCCUGAAGUCCUUGUACAAAACCCAUGCUUGCUACGAGCACAACCACAUUUUCCCACUUCUGGAAAAGUACUGUGGCUUCCGCGAAGAUAACAUUCCCCAGCUCGAAGAGGUUUCUCAAUUUCUGCAGACUUGUACUGGUUUCCGCCUCCGACCUGUGGCUGGCCUGCUUUCCUCUCGGGAUUUCUUGGGUGGCCUGGCCUUUCGAGUCUUCCACUGCACUCAGUACAUCAGACAUGGGUCCAAGCCCAUGUACACUCCUGAACCUGACAUCUGCCAUGAGCUGUUGGGACAUGUACCCUUGUUUUCAGAUCGCAGCUUUGCCCAGUUUUCGCAGGAAAUCGGCCUCGCCUCUCUGGGUGCCCCCGAUGAGUACAUCGAGAAACUCGCAACAAUUUACUGGUUUACUGUGGAGUUUGGGCUCUGCAAGCAAGGAGACUCCAUAAAGGCAUAUGGUGCUGGGCUCCUGUCAUCCUUUGGUGAAUUACAGUAUUGCUUGUCAGGCAAGCCGAAGCUCCUUCCUCUGGAACUGGAGAAGACCGCUCUCCAGCAGUACACAAUCACAGAGUUCCAGCCCCUGUAUUACGUGGCUGAGAGUUUUAAUGAUGCCAAGGAGAAAGUGAGGAACUUUGCUGCUAUAAUCCCACGGCCCUUCUCAGUUCGUUAUGACCCAUACGCCCAGAGGAUUGAGGUCUUGGACAAUACCCAGCAACUUAAGAUUUUGGCUGACUCCAUCAAUAGUGAAGUUGGAAUACUUUGCAGUGCCCUCCAGAAAUUAAAGUGAAGCCAUGCACUGAACCUGAUCCAUCAACUUGAGAAUCUGUUGAUGGAAAUCCAACUACUUCUUUCAUUUCAUCUGAAAAAGUCUGAAAAGCAAACCUUAAUUCAAAAUAACAGCCUUGAAUCCUUUCUAGCAAAAGACGCAGGAUCAACAAAUAAAUCAAAAUAAUCUGAAAUGACAGCAUGUUAAUACAUACCCAAAAGCAUAAUGAUAGAUCUUUUGGGGUCAUCUUUGAUUUAGAGAUGAUAAUCCCAUACUCUCAGUUGAGUUAAAAAUCAAUAACCUGUCCCAUUUCAUCAGAGUUAAUGAAAAUUCGGGACCUGCUUCAUUCAACCUUCCUAAAUAUUUUUGUUAUUUGCUCUAGAGAAUUCCUAAAGGAGUAUAUGUCACUCGUUGUGAAACACCAGUCUGUCAGAAUUGAAUUCACACCUUUAUUGGAAUAUAAUUGCUUUACAGUGGUGUGUUAGUUUCUGCCGUAUAACAAAGUGAAUCAGCUAUAUGUAUACAUAUAUCCCCAUAUCUCCUCCCUCUUGCAUCUCCCUCCCACCCUCCCUUUCCCACCCCUCUAGGUGGUCACAAAGCACCGAGCUGAUCUCCCUGUGCUAUGUGGCUGCGUCCCACUAGGUAUCUGUUUUACAUUUGGUAGUGUAUAUAUGUCCUUGCCACUCUCUCACUUUGUCCCAGCUUCCCCUUCCCCACGUCCUCAAGCCCAUUCUCUAUGUCUGCGUCUUUAUUCUUGUUGCAAAGGUCAUUUUCUAUUUCAGGGAACUAUGAUUCUAAUUACUGCUUUGUUACUUUGCCUAUGGAGAUUUUCUUUAA
This is a messenger RNA of Physeter macrocephalus (sperm whale), 2269 nucleotides long. RefSeq names its product phenylalanine hydroxylase (gene PAH). Gene Ontology annotation, biological process: L-tyrosine biosynthetic process; L-phenylalanine catabolic process. Gene Ontology annotation, molecular function: iron ion binding; phenylalanine 4-monooxygenase activity. The coding region runs from base 95 to 1453 and encodes 452 amino acids. The record is from RefSeq and is a predicted model, not a curated record. Lineage: Eukaryota; Metazoa; Chordata; Mammalia; Artiodactyla; Physeteridae. The transcript is spliced from 13 exons.